Messenger RNA from Limanda limanda (common dab), 3795 nucleotides. It is a transcript of the gene pitpnb, whose product is annotated as phosphatidylinositol transfer protein, beta. The record is from RefSeq and is a predicted model, not a curated record. The coding region runs from base 16 to 825 and encodes 269 amino acids. Gene Ontology annotation, molecular function: phosphatidylinositol binding; phosphatidylcholine intramembrane carrier activity; phosphatidylcholine binding. Gene Ontology annotation, cellular component: cytoplasm. The transcript is spliced from 12 exons. Gene Ontology annotation, biological process: phospholipid transport. Lineage: Eukaryota; Metazoa; Chordata; Actinopteri; Pleuronectiformes; Pleuronectidae.
GCCCGGGUGACGAAGAUGGUGCUCAUCAAGGAAUACCGUGUAGUGUUGCCGGUCUCUGUGGAAGAGUAUCAAGUAGGCCAGUUGUACUCUGUGGCUGAGGCCAGCAAGAAUGAGACGGGAGGAGGAGAAGGCAUCGAGGUGCUGAAGAAUGAGCCCUAUGAGAAGGAUGGAGAGAAGGGACAAUACACACACAAAAUAUACCAUCUAAAGAGUAAAGUCCCAGGGUAUGUGAAGAUGAUUGCACCAGAGGGGGCAUUAGUUUUUCAUGAAAAGGCUUGGAACGCCUACCCAUACUGUCGCACCAUUGUGACGAAUGAGUACAUGAAGGACGACUUUAUGAUAAAGAUUGAGACGUGGCACAAACCUGACAUGGGAACAGUAGAAAAUGUUCACGAUCUGGACGAGCAGACAUGGAGGACUGUAGAGGUGGUGCCCAUAGAUAUUGCAAACAAAGAAGAAUUGUCCCCUGGGGACUACAAGCCAGAAGAAGAUCCCACUCUUUUCCACUCUGCCAAGACAGACAGAGGACCUCUAGGCCCUGAGUGGAAGAAUGAGCUAAAGACAGACUGUCCUUCCAUGUGUGCAUACAAACUGGUCACUGUCAAGUUCAGAUGGUGGGGUCUGCAGACCAAAGUGGAAAGCUUCAUCCACAGGCAAGAAAAGCGUAUUUUCACCAACUUCCACCGCCAGCUGUUCUGCUGGAUUGACAAAUGGGUGGGUUUGACCAUGGAGGACAUCAGGCGGAUGGAAGAGGAGACUCAAAAAGAGCUUGAGGAGAUGCGUCAGAAGGGAGAUGUGCGAGGCACCUCUGCAACAGAAGAGUAGAGGCCCGUCAUUGUAGGUCAAACACUAGAGGCAGGCUGACUGCGUAAAACAGGUCCGAUUCGAGGCACCAGUGCUGCUGCUGACGAGCAAUGAGGCAAAUCAACCAAACCCUGUCACGAUGACGUCAUCCGAGACACGUCCACCAUGAUGAGGAAGUGGCCCUGGCGUCGCGUCUUCUCUUCCUGUCUCACAUGAUUCAUUGGGGGGUUAUACAAGAUUGGUUAACAGUACUGUACAGAUCCUACCCCAAUCACCCCAAGUCUCCUGUUCACCAAGAAAACAAAAAAAACAUGGUUUUUGCAUACAUAUAAAAAGGAAAAAAAAACUCUUUGCACAGAACGUAAAUUGCCUGAUAUGUAAUUGUUAGAUGAUUAUUACAAUGGGCUUUGUUUCUAUUCAGGUGUGUAAACCAUGACUCAGAAAGUCAAGCCUUUUAAAUUGAUUAGAAUGUUGUUUUUAGGUCGACAGAUUCCCACAAAAAAUUCAUAUAAGAUGACUUUAGCAGGUAUUGGACCAUUUAUCCUCCCCCCCUCCCUUGUAUUAUAAGUGUCUCUACUUUAAUCCUCGUCUCCCCCUCAGUAUUGUCUAUACUCUUGUUCUGGUAAGAAUUUGUCUAGAUCUCCUCCCUGUGUUUCACUGUCCUCUCUGUCUGGCGGUUGGUUGGGAAUACUGAUGUUUAAUUUUUGUUUUGUUUUUGUUCUUGUUUCCCCUAUUUUCUUUUAUAGUUUUAAUUUCUGAGGCUUAUCUAUGUCUGCUAAUGGUUCAAAUUCAAUAUAAUGCUCAUGCAUGAUGGGUAAUUCUUCGCAAUAGUUUCUCCCCUUACAUUCACAUGUCCUCACAUGUCCUCACAUUUCAACAUGCACACACACACACACCCCCUGUCACAAGUGCAUGUGGACAACAGCUACUCCUCAGUAAACAGUCAUUGCAUGUGUAUAGUUGCUGCAGUGCAGCUGCGCUCAAGUGGAUUGUUUGUGUUGACAAGAGAGAGGGUUACCCCUACCCCCCUCUAGGAGAGUGUGUACAAUACACCUGUGUGUUAUUGUGUGCAUUUGUGUGCUUGUUUGUGUUAUCAGCUGCCUUCACUCUUUGGACGGGGAUGGAGAACGUUCAGCUUAAUAUCGAGGCUUGUGAGGGGUGUGUUCACACAGCUUUGCUCUCGCUCUGUAACCAGCCUGUUGAACUUUGCCUCAUGCUGUCGCUCCAUGUCCUAUCUCCUCGGCUAGGGCUUUAACUGGAAGGCUCCCACUGCCUCCACAAAAGCUUCUUUUUUUUAACUAAAAGAAAUAAGGAUGAGUCUGUGCGUCGUUGUGUGCAUGAUUCAAGGUAGUUUAUUUUUCUCAAACUACCAUUAACUAUCUCAAUUGACCGAGUAAAUGGGUCCAGACAGAUCUGCGAUGCUUGGUGCAGCUGUGGAUUCACAGGCAUAGUGAGUGUAUUGAUAACCCUAUACACUGAGUUAUAAGCUUUUCAUCUCCCUUAACCACAAGACAGUAUAAGGUCAGUCUGAACUUUUCUUGACUGUUUCUGGUUAAGAAUGAAAUUGCUUUGGCAAAAGGUGAAAUCAAUUCGACUCUUGCAGUCUAGAUACUGUAGGUGCUGGCUCAUCUAGUACCAGCCUUCAUCUGAAAGCAGGCGGUGACUUUACCCUGCUUUUCAAAGCAUCGCUUCUUUUAUUUUUCUGUGGCUGCAUUGACUUGGGGUUAUAGCCGUUUUAUUACAGCUAGAGCUGAGUUUAGCCAUCUUUAUUUUGGAUUGUGUGCAGCUCUUGUUGGGCUCUAGGUAAAAUAUUUUGUGAUGUUUUAUAUGAUCUUGUAGCUUAGUGCAGUUUUUCAGCCGUUGAUUAAGACUUUAUCCAAUCAGGUGUGAGUGUCUCCAAAAAUCUUAGGUUUGGUUGUAACCUAUCUGUGUGUGGUAUAUGUUGGACAGGUUAAAGGAGAGUUAUAAGUGUAUUUUAUAAUAGAAAUGGGCAAACUGUACAUAAAAACACUGACUUGAACGGGAUAUUCACAGCUACUAGGCAUUGUCAGGUCUAUCAUUCAAAUACUGUUACUGCUAAAAGAAACUUAAAGGAAGUAGUGACGUUGUGGGUGCAGGUCAGCGCGGUGGACAGUGUGCUGUGUGUGUAACAUGGAGCCAGCUGUCCACGUGUUGUUACUCAGACUGUACCAUGGUUUAACUGUACCUCAUCCAUGCUUAUGUAUGUACAGCUAGGAAAUACAUGUGUCAGAGUAGUGGGACGUUUAUUGAACUGCAGGAACACUGACAUGUUUCACACCUGCACACACAUGACAUGGACCCAUUGUAUCAUCAAUUCACAAGGACAAAUGGAUUUACUAAAUCUAGAUUUGAUCUGCAUGCUCAACACUUUUUUGUUUUGUUUUUUCCAUUUUCCUUUAUUUUCUCUCAAUUAUUCCCCGUUUCUGUUUGAUCAGUUCAGUUUUGAGAAGCUCUUGAGCUGCAUCAGACAAAAUAGGGAAUUCCUUCAAAAGGGCGGCUUCUCCUCAAAAUCAAACUGGAUUCAGCUCGACCUCUGAUCUACAGACGAGGAGUUAAAAGCCUGGCUGAGUUUGACAAUGACGGAAGCCGCCCUGUUAUAGACUAAAACAGGCUGUGUGAUGUACAGUUUUGUAGCAUUACCAGUGAUCCCAGCCAGGGUAUGACUGUGAGGGGAGGGAUAGAAGCUUAGGGAACAGAUGGAGUCCAAAAUACUGUUUCUUUAUUGUAAUCAUAAAUAAGCACUUGCAAAAUCUACUGUUUUUUUUCCUUUUGUUUUCUGUUUUUGAAAGACAAAGAUUCACAAUGUAUUCAAUUUUUCUCAUUUCUGAUAAGGCAAAUUUCAGGGGAAGUAGUAGUGAAUGUAAAAUAAUUAGUUCCUUUUUUUUCUUUUUCACAGCCAUCAAGCUGUGACAGAAGGUCUAGACAAUGGAACAUAACAGAAUAUCUAAUAAAUUUGAACAAAUAAGAGAA